AUGGUUUCCAAAUGGGACGACAGGAGAUACCGAUCCAAAAUAAUCAUGCAGCUUCAUUCAAUGUCCACUAGAGCCAAUAUUGACGUGAUAGAAUACAUAGUUGACAUGUUCAUAAAGGAAAGAAAGUUGUCUCAGGGUAUUUUGUUCCAAUUUUUGCCAAGCAUAUGCUAUCACUUGAAUCUCACUGGAUGUGACCAUCUUCCCAACUCUUUGUUGUGUCAGAUCAGUUUUUACUGUAAAAACCUUGUUGUUCUAGUUCUUGAUGGAUGCAGGCAAUUGUCGAACGAUAGUCUGCAGUCAAUCCUUCAGAAUUGCUGGAAGCUGGAGGUGUUAUCUCUGAAAGGCUGUUUUCUCAUAACAGACGUGCCGUUUACCUCCUCUUGUUCCCUCUUCUAUGGACUGCACGCCCUGGUUUCUCUUCGCAAACUGUGUCUCUCUCGCUGUUCCCAGCUUUCUGGUGAAUUUGUGGUGAGCGUGGUGAAGAACUGCCGGAAGCUUCGGUCGCUGGACAUUUCCUACUGCCGCCACGUCACCCAGGACGCCUUGCUGAAGCUGCUCUCGCUGUUCUACACAGAGCUAAACGUCAGCUACGUCCCUGCUGUGAACGAUGUGGUGCUUCGACAGCUUCAAAGUCGCUGCGAGUUCCUGGUUUCGCUUCAGAUCGCACACACUUCCAUUACGGACGAGGGAUUCAAAGGCGUGUUACAGCGUUGUCCCCAACUGCAGCAUUUGGAUAUCAGCAACUCGGCGCAACUCACCGACGCGACGCUGUGUCACUGUGCUUUGUAUACGCCGAGACUGCAGUCGAUUAUUCUGGAUAACAACUCGAUCACGGAUCUGGGAGUCACAUGUUUGCUGAGUGGGUUGUCGCUUCGGUUGCUUUCUGUGGCGUUUUGCUGCAACAUCACGGAUAAAAGUUUCGCGUGCAUCGGAGAGAAGUCGGAAUCAAAGCUGAAGGAGGUGAACGUGAUGUGGUGCGGGAAGCUGACCGAUGAAUCGAUCCGCAGACUGCAGCGAUGCAAGAAGCUCGCACGGAUCGGAGUGAAGGGAUGUGUAUUGUCCACGCCUGUGCUUCACUCGUGCGAGGAACGGGGAGUCAUUCUGUUUUAG
Molecule: messenger RNA, 1110 nt
Organism: Blastocystis hominis
Lineage: Eukaryota; Bigyra; Opalinata; Blastocystidae
Exons: 7
Coding region: 1-1110 (369 amino acids)
Biological process (GO): SCF-dependent proteasomal ubiquitin-dependent protein catabolic process
Cellular component (GO): SCF ubiquitin ligase complex
Molecular function (GO): protein binding
Source: RefSeq, a predicted model, not a curated record